UUGACAGGCUCAGUUUUAGAAGAUGCUUGGAAAGAAAAAGGAAAGAAGGAUAUGGAAGAAGUUAUUCAGAGAAUUGAAAAUGUUGUACUGGAUGCAAACUGUAGCAGAGAUGUGAAACACACGCUUCUGAAACUAGUAGAACUGCGAUCAAGUAACUGGGGUCGAGUUCAUGGAACUUCUCCACAUACAGAAGCUACCCCUGAAAAUGACCCAAACUAUUUUAUGAAUGAGCCAACAUUUUACACUUCUGAUGGUGUUCCUUUCACUGCAGCAGAUCCAGAUUACCAAGAAAAAUACCAAGAGCUGCUUGAAAGAGAGGAUUUGUUUCCAGAUUAUGAAGAAAAUGGAACAGAUUUAUCGGGACCUGGAGAUCUGUAUUUUGAUUACAUUGAUGAUGAGAUGGAUCCAGAAAUUGAAGAAGCAUACGAAAAAUUCUGUCUAGAAUCAGAACAUAAGAGAAAACAGUGAGAUGUUACACAUCAACGUUAGUUUAUUAAGCCAGUUUAGGUACGGCUAGAAUACAUGGGGAUAUAAAACGUUUGUACCAAAAUAAAGAACUUGUUUCUCCAAGUACUAAAGUUAUACAGUUUCCAUUUUGUGUAACAGAAUCUGCCAAAAAUUGUAAACUUAUGCCCUGUAACUUAAAAUGUUGUGUAUAUAUCAUAGUUUAUUUUAUGUACAGGUAUAUGAACAAUGUUUUGGCUGCAAUAAAAGUGAUUUAAAAGUUACCAUGAUUGAAAUUAAAAUUUAAUGGAGAACUGUCCCAUAAAAUUUCCCUCGGGGGAGAAAGAGGAAGAACAACUUGAUAUAAAUUUAAUUGCUUGCUUGCUUGUU
Tauraco erythrolophus (red-crested turaco) is the source of this 834-nucleotide messenger RNA. NCBI's taxonomy places the organism in Eukaryota, Metazoa, Chordata, Aves, Musophagiformes, Musophagidae. The record is from RefSeq and is a predicted model, not a curated record.